This is a messenger RNA of Parus major (Great Tit), 855 nucleotides long. RefSeq names its product serine palmitoyltransferase small subunit B-like. The coding region runs from base 10 to 252 and encodes 80 amino acids. Gene Ontology annotation, biological process: endoplasmic reticulum organization; ceramide biosynthetic process. The transcript has a single exon. Lineage: Eukaryota; Metazoa; Chordata; Aves; Passeriformes; Paridae. Gene Ontology annotation, molecular function: serine C-palmitoyltransferase activity. Gene Ontology annotation, cellular component: serine palmitoyltransferase complex. The record is from RefSeq and is a predicted model, not a curated record.
GGCGCGGGGAUGGAUGUGAAGAGCACCCCGAGUUACCUGUACUGGCUCUUCUGCCAGUUUGAGCUGAUCACCUGCAGUUACCUGAUGGAGCCCUGGGAGAAGGUGCUCUUCUACUCCUUCAACCUGGCCAUGCUGGGGCUGCUGCUCUACACCACCUAUGUCUGCGUGGCUUUCCACGCCAGCUCGGCCUUCCAGCUCCUCUGCAGCUUCCUGGGAAACCCACGGGAAAAUGCUCUUGCUGUGGUGAAGUAAAACCUCAACCUGACUUGGGGAUCAAAAUGUGUUUCCUUAUCCCAUUUUUGUCCAGGAGCAGCAAAGUCUGCUUUAUUCUCUCUUCGUUUUUUGCUCCAAUCAAUCUCUGUUUUUUACUAUUUGCUUCUUCAAGAGCUUUGAAUUUUAAUGACCUGCUGGAAUUACAGAGCUGGGAUUGGGACAGGAACAACCCCCCUGAAGAUUUUGUCAUUCCAGGGGAAAGGAACAACCCCCUUGCAAAUUUUCUGUUUGGAAAGCUGCUUGGAUAGGGGAAGUUUUCAUCUGGAGAAAUGCUAUGGCAUGAAUUGUUCUUGUCUGCCAGAAGAGAUGUGCACACAAAAAUCCUGGACGAGUGGGAGCUGCCUCCCUGAGCUUGCUGUGUUUUUAUGGAAUGAUUUCAGGAUUUAUUCAGUCUCCUUGAUUGUUUUAUCCAAUGAAUUACUUGACUGGCUCGUUAUCAUGAUGCAAACCGUGCCGCUGAUUCAUGAGAAAUGUGAGGAUGUGCUGCUGUGAAAAUUUAUGAUGAAAUUCUCAGAUUCUUGGGCUUUAUAAAAACAGGUAAUUUUUUGUUUACUUUAGAAGAUGAGUAAAUCAUGUGCAUCA